AUGGUAACUCUACUCAAAUCCGAAGAACUUUCAGAGUGGCCUCAAACAAAGGAGAUAAAUUUACCGGACCAAGGAUAA
Blumeria graminis f. sp. triticale is the source of this 78-nucleotide messenger RNA. The record is from the annotation of a GenBank genome assembly. Lineage: Eukaryota; Fungi; Ascomycota; Leotiomycetes; Helotiales; Erysiphaceae.